Molecule: messenger RNA, 648 nt
Organism: Lachancea meyersii CBS 8951
Lineage: Eukaryota; Fungi; Ascomycota; Saccharomycetes; Saccharomycetales; Saccharomycetaceae
Source: the annotation of a GenBank genome assembly
AUGAGCACUAGACUAACACCUAACAUUUUAGUAACGGGAACUCCCGGGUGUGGGAAGACCACUACAUGCGAAUUUUUGCAGAGACAUUUGAAAGAUUGUAGAUACUACAACAUCAGCGAUUUUGCGAGGGAUAACAAGUGCUACGAUGGCUACGACGAAGCAAGAAAGUCGCACAUUGUGGACGAGGACAAGCUGCUGGACGAUUUGGAGCCCUUGUUGCGGAAGGGAGGCGCGAUCGUGGACUGGCACGUCAACGACAUCUUUCCAGAGAGACUGAUAGAUUUGGUGGUUGUGUUGAGAUGUGACAAUUCGGUGUUGCACGAUAGGUUGUCGCAGAGAGGGUACCACGAGGCCAAGUUGCAAGAGAACAUCGACGCAGAGAUCAUGGGCGUGGUGAUGCAGGACGCGGUGGACUCGUAUGCGCAGGAGAUUGUGGUGGAACUGCAAAGCAAUUCAACCGAGGAUAUGGAGCAGAAUGUGGACCGCAUUGUGGCGUGGAAGGACUCAUGGUUGAGACAGCAUCCCAAGGGCGUGACCAACGAGCUCGCGGAGGUGGAAGCUGAGGAGGAGGACGGUGAAGAGGAAGAAGAGGAAGAAGAGGAAGAAGAGGAUGAGGAGGAUGAUGAAGAAGCGGAAAAAAGCGCUUGA